CACGUUUUGUUCAAUGGGCGUUAACAGUUUUAAAAAAUAAUUUAGAUAGUUUAGUACCUAUAUUAUAAAAAUAUAAAUGUACACAUAUUAAAGCAACAAAUCCAAUAGCUCCUCAGUACUUAUCCACUUGUGAAGUAGGCAAUUAGUAAAUCACGGUCGGAGUUAUUCCAUUAAAAUGGCGACCAUCGAACAAUUAAGUGAUAUUCGGAAGCAAUUUAUAUCAUUUGAAUCUAUUUCGGAAUUAUGGAAAAAUCAGCCAACAUACUUAAUAGUCCAGAUGUUAUUUAUUGUGGGUGGAGCAGUAACACUUUUACAUGCACUUACUAAUGGAGGAAGACGUCCUUUACUUUGGUUAUGCAUAAUUUUUCACGGUUUAGUUGUUGAAUGUAUAUGUUAUCUCAUGGCUGAAAUAGAUAAUUUUUGGCACAGUAGUGCACCAAUUAUGUUUUUCCGACAUAGGCUUCCAUUGUAUGUUAUAAUCUUAUAUUCAGUUUUUUACUACAUAGCAAUUGAAAUAGCGUACAGGACAAACAAAACAAAAGUAGGUUUCAUAGCAACUGUAGGAUUAAAUAUAUUUUUAAUUGAUUUACCAUAUGAUAUAAUGGGUAUAAAAUUUAUUCAUUGGACCUGGCAUGAUACAGAUCCAAACAUAGAGGAUCGAAUGUAUUGGGUACCAUGGACUUCAUAUUAUUUUCAUAUGGUAUUUUCUGCAAGUUUUGUUUUUUGGUUUUUCAUAAAAGGUGUUGAUCUUGAUAAAACAUAUACAACCAGAACAGAAACUUCAACUUCUCUAAAAGCAAUAUUCCUUAGUACGCCCUGCGGAAUAUUAUGCUUUUCUGUACUUUAUCAUCCUUUGCAUGAUCUAUAUAAUGUUUCAACACAAAUAAUAAUGAUGUUUUUAAUAGCAUUAUAUAUUUUGUUGUCUAUUUUAAAACGCAAACCUAGAAAAAUGUUUAACCGUCCAUCUAGUAUAAUUUUGUAUCUUAUCGUGUACUACUCAACAUUUUUGUGUUUUGCUAUAUGGGGAAAACCAGAAAAUGAAAUUUCAUUUGGACCCCAUGAAGAAAUUGGUCCAUGUAAUAUUACAGUAUCAUCUUUUGGAACAGAAUUAAAAAAACGUAAAUAUUUAUGUAUUGAAGACUAUAAUGAAGAUUUUGAUUUCCACUGUGUGGAAGAUGUUCCUGCUCAAUAUAGCAAAAUUUAUACAAUAUGUGGAACACCUUUUAAAAAUCGGAUUGAAUAUAUUGUUCUAAUAAUCACAAUAAUUAUAAUAGCAUUUACACAAUUUAGUGAAUCAUUCAAAAUAAUUAAACAGAUUAAAAAACCUCAUUGAUUAGGUAUAUCAAGUUUAUUAUUAAGCUAGAGGAAUAUGAAAAUAAUAAUAAUAAUAAUAAUAAUAAAUUGUUUACAAAAAAGAUAUUACUGUAAAUAUUUCAUAUAUAAUGUUCUGUACAUAUAACAUUUAUUUGCUUAAUAUAGUUGAAUUCUUGAUAUUGUUCUAAUUGAUUAUAAAUUUGUAUUUAUAACAAUUUUUUUAAUACGGCUAGUAUAGUGAUAAAAAGAAAAUGUUUGGUAUUGAGGUUUCAAAAACUAAUGAUGUACAUGAAAUGUUGAUUUAUAAAUAAAAUUUAAACUUAUGUAUAAAAUAUAAGUAGUUAAUAAUAGUUAAAAUAAAA
This is a messenger RNA of Aphis gossypii (cotton aphid), 1676 nucleotides long. RefSeq lists its product as uncharacterized. The record is from RefSeq and is a predicted model, not a curated record. NCBI's taxonomy places the organism in Eukaryota, Metazoa, Arthropoda, Insecta, Hemiptera, Aphididae. The coding region runs from base 176 to 1333 and encodes 385 amino acids. The transcript is spliced from 5 exons.